AUGUCUAAUAAUCAAGAAGAAGACACAACCGAAGAAUUUCGACAACCUCCAGUUCCAAACCUCCAAAUGCAAGCGAUGUUAGGGGAGAUGAGGCAUAUGUUGAGGGCUGAAUUAGAACCUAUUCACGAAAGGUUGGACAGGGUAGAAGCGGAAACUCCUAGGGGCCAGCAACAUGACAUCCACAAUAGGCAGCAUGGUGGGUGUGGUCCGUGGCGGAAUGUUGAUGGAGAGGCGGAGUCGGAGGAGUUUGAUGAGCAAUAUUUGAACCGAGGCAGGAUUGAGCGUGGGUAUAGAAAUAGAGAAGCUAGGAUGGGUAGGCCUAGGAGGGAUAACGAUUUAGGAAAUAUAAAGAUUAAAAUCCCAUCUUUUCAAGGUAAAAAUGAUCCUGAAGCUUAUUUGGAGUGGGAAACUAAAAUGGAGAUGGUUUUUGAUUGUCACAACUACUCAGAGAUAAAGAAGGUUAAGUUGGCUGCAAUUGAAUUUACCGAUUAUGCCAUUGUGUGGUGGGAUCAAUUACUGAUUAAUAGGAGGAAUAGAGAGCCACCCGUGGACACUUGGGAGGAAAUGAAAAUGCUUAUGAGGAAGCGUUUUGUACCCAGCCACUAUUAUAGGGGAUUGUAUCAAAAAUUACAGAGGUUAAUUCAAGGAUCUAAGAGUGUGGAUGAGUAUUACAAGGAGAUGGAGGUAGCUAUGAUCCGGGCCAAUGUAGAAGAGGACUGGGAAGCCACCAUGGCUAGGUUUUUGCACAGUUUAAAUCGUGAGAUUGCGGAUAUAGUCGAGAUGCAGCACUAUGUUGAGUUGACGGAUAUGGUGCAUCAAGCCAUAAAGGUGGAGGAACAAUUCAAAGGAAAGGGAUUGGCUAGGAGGGGACUGCCUAUGGCUACAACCAGCUCGUGGAAGACAACUCCAAAAAGGGACGACCAGCAACAAAAUAAGCCAAAAUUUGAAUCCUUUAAGAAUGCCAACUUAAAGACCGCCACUACUUCAGGUACAAUCGAGACUUCAAGUUCUAAAGCACGUGAUAUUAAGUGUUUUAAAUGUCAGGGGCGCGGACAUAUAGCCAGCCAGUGUGUAAACAAGAGGGUGAUGGUGAUAAAUGCCCAAGGAGAGCUUGAGUCCGAAAAUGAGGAAGAAGUAGAUAAUGAUGAUAUGCCAUCUAUGGAGGAUGCUGACGAUGAGCAAAAUGCUGUGGUUGGAGAUUUAUUGGUUGCAAGGCGAGUUCUCAAUGUGCAGGUUACGGAGGAAGAAAGUAACCAAAGGGAGAACUUGUUUCAUACUCGGUGCUUUGUAAAUAACAAAGUUUGCAGUGUCAUUAUCGAUGGUGGGAGUUGCACAAAUGUUGCCAGCACUUAUUUGGUGGAGAAAUUGGCUUUAACUACCUUGAAACAUCCUCAACCUUACCGGCUUCAGUGGUUGACUGAAUGUGGGGAAAUCAAGGUGACAAGACAAGUGUUGGUGGCAUUAUCCAUUGGCAAAUAUGAGGAUGAGGUGCUUUGUGAUGUGGUUCCUAUGCACGCAUGCCAUUUACUGUUGGGAAGACCAUGGCAGUAUGAUCUGAGGGUUACGCAUAAUGGAUUCACAAAUAAGUAUUCCUUCACUCUUAAUAGGCAACCUAUUACUCUUGUGCCAUUAACUCCAAAACAGGAGUUUGAAGAUGUCCUUCCUGAAGAGGUACCUUAUGGUUUACCUCCAAUCCGAGGGAUUGAACAUCAAAUUGAUUUCAUACCUGGUGCAUCAAUUCCAAACCGACCUGCUUAUAGGAGUAAUCCCGAGGAGACCAAGGAACUUCAGAGGCAAGUAAAUGAAUUAUUGGAGAAGGGGUUUUAG
This is a messenger RNA of Juglans regia (Persian walnut), 1827 nucleotides long. RefSeq lists its product as uncharacterized. The coding region runs from base 1 to 1827 and encodes 608 amino acids. Gene Ontology annotation, molecular function: nucleic acid binding; zinc ion binding. The transcript is spliced from 2 exons. The record is from RefSeq and is a predicted model, not a curated record. Lineage: Eukaryota; Viridiplantae; Streptophyta; Magnoliopsida; Fagales; Juglandaceae.